CCAUGGCUCCCAAGAAACCCGAGCCUAAGAAGGCCGAGCCUAAGAAGGAAGAGCCCAAACCAGCGCCUAAGCCAGCGGAACCAGAGCCCAAAAAAGAAGUGGAAUUUAACCCAGCUUCGGUCAAAGUGGAAUUCAGCCCUGACCAGAUUGAAGAAUUUAAGGAAGCGUUUUCCCUUUUCGACCGGACCCCCAAGUCGGAGAUGAAGAUCACCUACGCCCAAUGUGGAGACGUCCUGAGGGCUUUGGGGCAGAACCCGACCCAGGCUGAGGUCAUGAAAUUGCUUGGCAGGCCCAAACCUGAAGAGAUGAAUUCCAAGAUGAUCGACUUCGAGACCUUCCUGCCCAUGCUCCAGCACAUUGCCAAGACCAAGGACACGGGAACCUACGAGGAUUUCGUGGAAGGGCUCCGGGUGUUCGACAAGGAGGGGAACGGGACGGUCAUGGGAGCCGAGCUCCGCCACGUCCUGGCCACGCUGGGGGAGAGGCUGACUGAGGAGGAAGUGGAUAAAUUGAUGGCUGGGCAGGAAGAUGCCAAUGGCUGCAUCAACUACGAAGCUUUUGUGAAACACAUCAUGGCUAACUGAGCCCAGG
Molecule: messenger RNA, 591 nt
Organism: Lonchura striata (white-rumped munia)
Lineage: Eukaryota; Metazoa; Chordata; Aves; Passeriformes; Estrildidae
Gene: MYL3
Product: myosin light chain 3
Cellular component (GO): myosin II complex
Molecular function (GO): calcium ion binding
Source: RefSeq, a predicted model, not a curated record